AUGACUUUGGCCAUUUUGAAUGAGAAAAUUUUCCACGACUAUCUCGCCAGUCAAGAAGCGAAUUUGCCAGUCUUAACAGAUGUGGAGGAAAUCGCUCCUUUGGUCACGAGAGUACUGGGAGCCAAUCCUGGCAAGUUCCAAUUGCAAGGAACGAACACCUAUCUCGUCGGAAGUGGGAAAGAAAAAAUCCUCAUCGACACCGCCCAAGGCGAACCAGAAUGGAUUGAUUUCAUCUCGUCCGUUUUGAAAGUAGGCGGCUUCAGCAUCAAAUACGUGCUUCUUACACACUGGCACUGGGAUCACACGGGUGGUGUACCCGAUUUGAUCAAACGGUACCCGGAGCUCUCAUCCAAAGUCUACAAGAAUAAUCCGGACCUGGGUCAAUUGCCGAUUGAUGAUGGACAAGUCUUCGAAGUUAAAGGAGCCACGGUCAGGGCGGUGUUUACACCGGGUCAUGCCAACGACCAUAUGUGUUUCGUGCUCGAGGAAGAAAAUGCGUUGUUCACAGGUGACAAUGUGUUAGGACAUGGCUAUACAGUCGUCGAGGAUCUCAGACUGUAUACCUCAUCCCUUGGAAUUAUGGAAGAGCAGCUGUGUUGCAUUGGCUAUCCUGCCCAUGGUGAUGUCAUAACAAACCUUCCCAUCAAAUUGAAGCAGUAUAAAUCUCAACAGAUGCGACGGGAAAGACAGAUACUUGGAGCAUUGAAACAAAUCAAGGAUACCCAAAUGGAAGGGGGAAAUGGGGGCAAAUGCAGCGUCUCUAUCCAGGAAAUUGUCGGUAUAGUCUACGGUAAUGUCACAAAAGAUGUGAGCAGGCUGGCGCUGGAGCCAUACAUGAAUGAGGUCUUAUUAAAAUUGGCUCAGGAUGGGAUGGUUGGCUUUCAUUUCCAACGGGGCUGUAAGAGGUGGUUUGUCAAUCCUCUAGUUUGA
This is a messenger RNA of Xylona heveae TC161, 930 nucleotides long. RefSeq names its product metallo-beta-lactamase domain protein. The record is from RefSeq and is a predicted model, not a curated record. Bases 1 to 930 code for a protein of 309 amino acids. The transcript has 2 exons. Lineage: Eukaryota; Fungi; Ascomycota; Xylonomycetes; Xylonales; Xylonaceae. Gene Ontology annotation, biological process: secondary metabolite biosynthetic process.